AUGAGCAAUCCUUAUGUCAUAUCCCGUUCACAUGAAUCCCACGAGGCAUGCAGACUCUGCUUCGCCAUCUUAUUCCUCGUUUUGGCUGCAUUCAGCAAUUUGGCCGCACUCGCUUAUAUUCACGAUUUUGUUGGGAGAGAGGCGUUACCGGAUGUAGUAUUCGCGGUGAUACCUGAGCAGACAUGGGCCUUGAAAGUAGGUGAUGGUAUGGUGAUGUUGUGUGUGAUAUUUCUGAUAACUCUGGUGGUGUGCCAUCGCGAGCGGGUCGUUAUUCUUAGAAGGACUUUUUUCAUUUUCGCAUGUCUGUAUUCAAUGCGAACCGUAUCACUGCUCUGCACCCAACUCCCCUCCGGUUACGUUGAUAAUGACUCGCAAUGUCGUGCUAAGUUAAAUCAGUCUAUUAUCAGCUGGGAUUUGUUUGCGUUGCGAAUUCUAGAGCAGGCUUAUAAAUUCGGCUUCCAGGAUGUGAACGCGAAAAUGCUGUGUGGUGAUUUGCUCUUCUCGGGUCAUACAAUAUCGAUGGUGACCAGUGCACUGACCAUCUCCUACUACCUUCCUGAUUCCAUCAGACCGUUGAGGUGGGUGGGCUGUAGUGGCAACUCAGCCAGUUCGUGUGGCAACUCAGCGAAAGCGGAAUGCCGUGAACGAACAGCUGAACGUUUUAUGGUCAAGCAGUUAUUUUUCCAUAAUGGAGAUCCAACACAGUCUCUGGGUUCGUCCAGCGACCCAUCCAAUGACCUAGCUGUAAAGUUGGAGAGGGCUGAGAUCGAAUCAAAUCUUUUAAGAGAGAAUUAUUCGAAAGCGCAAGCUGAAGUACAGAAAUCGGCGAAGGCCAAAGAAAGGUAUAAGGCACUGUAUGAACGAGAAAGAGAAAAGACGAAAAGACAAGAAUUACAACUAAAAACGACGCAAGUGUUAGAGAUGAUGCUGCAGGAUCAACAGCUUUUACAGAAGAAAAUUGAGCAGUACGAAAGUCGACUUAAAGCAUCCGCUUUGUAUAAAACAUUAACUGGUACGACACCCGAAGCAAAUGUACUGGAACUAAUCGAUGACUUAAUCGGUGAUAACGCUCAACCGGAUGCGGCGAAAUUUUUGGAUAUUUUAAGGAGAGAACUGCACAAAACGAAGAGAAAUCUCAAAAAGGUUGAAGCGCAAUGGGAUGUGACGAAAAAGAAGGUUAUUGAUCUCAAUAUGAAGUUGAAUUCGCAUCAAGCUUUGAACGUUGCUCUCAGAGACGAAGUUUUGGCCUUAUGCGGUAACAAUAUGAAUGAAAAGCUUAACGAUAGCAGACUUCAACCCGUACUCAUGUAUAGUCCAGAUAGACGUGUCUCUUAUGGAUUCGCGUUGAAUGAAUCAAAAGAAUUCCCUGAAAGUCUAAUCGCUUCUGCAUAUAGAGCACGUAAUCAGCCUUCUUGUUCGAAAAACCCCUUUAAAAAACUGAACGAUAGUCAGAAUCGGGAUCAGCAGAAUCAAAAUAAGGAUAAGCGUUUCAUGGCGUUCCUUUUCGAUGACAGUCCUCAACCAUCGACAAGCAAGGUGGACGAUUGUCGAGUGGAGGAUGAAAGGGAUACGCCAAAACAGAGAGGAAAUGAAAAAGAAAAUGUUGAGAACAUAUCAAGUCCAAAAGUGCCGAACGAUGUGAUGAAACGUGUUUUGUUGUCUUUGGAAGCAGAACAGAAAGGCACGAGGAGGAAAUUACCUUUCUCGUCUGAAAAUACUCACAUCAAGAGGAUUAAAUCUGCCUCAUCCAUCCAAACCAACCCUCAUCGACCAACUGAUACAAAUCGUCCCAAGAGUAUGCUCACCAGCAAACCUCCUCAAGCACGCAUCACAAGUUUCUUCCGCCAACCUCAGUCGAAUCCGAAUCAGAAUUCUCAUCAACUUCCGUCCAUUUCUUCCAAUGCUGUCACUAAGAAGUCGAGCAGUGCCGCAGAUCAUAAUGACACGAUUUUAAUCGAUAGUGAUUAA
Messenger RNA from Anisakis simplex (herring worm), 1968 nucleotides. The record is from the annotation of a GenBank genome assembly. NCBI's taxonomy places the organism in Eukaryota, Metazoa, Nematoda, Chromadorea, Rhabditida, Anisakidae.